UAUAUAAAAAGCUCGCUAAUGACUGAUAAAAGCGGGCGCGUCUGAUUAUAAGUGCUAUACACUUGGGUAUAAAAAUCCACUCCUUCCCAGAACUCAGCACAGUUAACCCCAAGCAAGCAAAAGCAAAGCAAACAAUCAACAAAAUGUGCAAACUAAUCACAACUUUCUUACUGCUGCUAACACUUGCACUGGCUCAGGCAGUGCCGCUUACUUUCUACGAUGACAUAGACGAUACGGAGGUCAUAGAGCUGCCCGAGAAUGGCAUCGAGCAGCCGGACGCUUCCAGCAAGGACAUUAUAGAUCUGAGCGCCUUUGGCAAUGCUUUGUACGGCAAGCCAGAUGAAGAGCUUACUGCUGCCUUGGUGAGCAACUAUAGCAUGGACUCCAAUGGCGUGAAUCCUGAAGAGCUGGGCAGCUAUCUAGAGGGAGAUAUUUUAGUGCCCACAACAGACCUUACCAUGAAGAAUGGACUCACCACGCAGUCAUCGCGCUGGCCCAAGGGCGUGGUGCCCUAUGAAAUACGCGGCAACUUCAAUGCGCGUGACAGGGCCACCAUCCAAGGCGCCAUCGAUCAGUACCACCAGCGCACCUGCAUUCGAUUCGUGCCCUACAGCGGUGAGCGUGACUACGUCUCCAUUGUUAGCGGCAACUCGGGCUGUUGGUCGUCGGUGGGACGUGUGGGCGGCAAGCAGGAGGUCAAUCUGCAGUCACCUGGCUGCCUUGGUCGUCCCGGCACUGCCAUUCAUGAGCUGAUGCAUGCGCUGGGCUUUCUGCAUGAGCAGAAUCGUCAGGAGCGCGAUAGCUUCGUGGCCAUAAACUACAACAACAUUCAAUCUUCUGCCAGGAGUAAUUUCGAAAAGGCCGCCGCUACGGAAGCUUUUGGCGUGCCCUACGAUUACGGCAGUGUCAUGCACUACUCCGCCAAUGCUUUCUCCACCAAUGGACAGCCUACAAUUGUAGCUACACGCGCUGGCGGCGCCACACAAAUGGGUCAACGUGAUGGCUUCUCCAAUGCUGAUGUUGAGAAACUAAACCGUAUGUACGAUUGUGGCUAUAUGGGCAAUCCUGCAUUGCCUGCGCCUGCACCUGCACCUGGUGUGCCAGCUCCUGCUCCAGGUGUUGCUGCUCCAGCUCCCGUCGCUCCCGGUGGCAAUCCGAUCAUUGGCAGUUUCAUUAGCGGUUUGAUCAGCGGCUUGGGCUUGGGCGAAGAACAACAUGCAAACAAAGAGGCAUAAAAUAACAAAAGAGAGAGACUACGAUCACAACAGCGAUAAAUUAUUUAACACACAUUCCAUUGACUAGGCUUAAGUCUCAUCAAUCUUUACCUGAUAAAGUAUGUAAGAAAUAAAUCUAA
Molecule: messenger RNA, 1354 nt
Organism: Drosophila busckii
Lineage: Eukaryota; Metazoa; Arthropoda; Insecta; Diptera; Drosophilidae
Product: high choriolytic enzyme 1
Exons: 2
Coding region: 144-1235 (363 amino acids)
Biological process (GO): proteolysis
Molecular function (GO): zinc ion binding; metalloendopeptidase activity
Source: RefSeq, a predicted model, not a curated record